UGCUUGCAAUGUGUGUGCGCGCGGCGCGUUUUGAUCCCGAAUCUGCCGUGAACAGGAAUAAACGCCAUUCAGUCAGUAUCCAUCCAGCUAACAGUCUUGUUCGCAGUCGUCGCCGUCGUUGUCGUAAGCCCGCAGAAUCAGAAUAUCAUCGCCGUUGAUUGCGGUUAGUACGCGCGAAACGAAAGGGAACAAAAAAUUGCGAGUCAUCCGAUCCUCCCGCACAAUAAUAUUCGUCUGGCAGUCAGUUCGAGUCCUUUCGCGUCGUUUCAUUCGGCGUGUGGGAUGACCGGUCUCGUUAUGUCGCCGCGUCGCGCGUAGACAAAGUGUCGUCACCCAUCAUCGUCAUUCGCCUUCUCGCAAGUUUCCCGCUUGCUGCGACGGUGUUCUUGUUGCGUGUUUGUUUUGAUCGCCUGUUUCGGUGCCCCGGCCCGGUCUUCUCGCGUAGUUGUUACCGCAUAGUAGGCGAAUAGUCGUUCAAAAGAGAAUUCUACCGACGGUUUUGGGUCGGGUGCGGUGCCGGUCCCAGUUGGAAGUGAGACACCCGGGCUAAUGCGAAACAUAUGUCUUCGGUGUGCAUUUUAGAAUGUGAUAAUAGGAUGAUUGAAUGUUGUCAUUUGGCUUUUCUGGAGUGAAUGCAGCCGGAAAAUUGCUGCAAUCUACGAGAAAUUGGUGAUUAAUUGAUUAAGCGUGUGUGUGUCGGCUAGGCGAGGUGCAAUACAAUAUGUGCGUCCUUCGGUCGGUAAUGGAAUGAUGCCGCCGCCCACGCACGGAUAGUGUGUUAAUUAAAAUUCCGUGUUCCGGCCGAUUUCCCCCUCGUUUGUCGACCGGCCCGCUGUAAUGUAUGCAACCGUAGCGAUUAAUUAAAAUUUCAUGAGAAAAACAGAUUUUUGCCGCCACAGCAUUGUGUAGAGGUAAUUUGUGGAACAAUGAACCGGUACACGGUUUUCGGUAUUGUUUGCUGGUCCGGCCUGCUCCUGCCCUUGUUAGUGACCACAACGCCGGAUGGUUAUUUAAAAAUGUUUCCAGUCCAGUCCCAGUUCGACCCGUGCUACGAUGAAGACCGACCGCGGCGUUGCGUCCCGGAUUUUGUGAAUGCUGCAUUCGGAAUGCCCAUCGAGGCGUCCUCCACGUGCGGAUUGCGCGGACCGGUAGAGGUAUGCGAUAGUCACGAGCUACGCGGACCGUGCCAUCAAUGUGAUGACUCUAAUCCGCGAAAGAGACACCCGGCUUCCGCGCUGACUGAUGUGAAUAACUCUAAUAAUGUAACCUGCUGGCGAUCCGAACCACUAGUGACCCCUAUCGGGAUGAAUGCUCCUCCGGACAAUGUUACUCUGACGUUGUCGCUGGGUAAAAAGUAUGAACUGACUUACGUGAGUAUGACCUUUUGUCCGGCAGCCGUCAAGCCCGAUUCAAUCGCCAUCUACAAGAGCGCGGAUUUCGGGAAAUCCUGGCAACCGUUCCAGUUCUAUAGUUCCCAAUGCCGGAGAGUAUACGGGCGUCCUAAUCGUGCGACUAUCACUAAAGGUAACGAGCAGGAGGCUCGUUGUACGGAUGCCCACAGACACAUGGGUGAAUCGACAGGAAUACAGGGUUCUCGAAUAGCGUUUAGUACCCUGGAAGGUCGUCCCUCCGCUUCGGAUUUUGACUCUUCGCCGGUGCUGCAAGACUGGGUCACUGCGACGGACAUUCGCGUCGUCUUCCAUCGGCUUCAAAUGCCACAGGAAUCGAUGGAGGAUUUGCUUUUACUUGGGUCGCCUCAGGUUCCGGUUUCGUAUCGGCAGAAAAAGGAUCCGUUCGGUUUCAACGGUAUCGAUAGUUCCGAUGAAGCUAGUUCAACGUUAGCAACCGUUACCGUUCCGCUUGUAACACAUCACUAUGCCGUGUCCGAUUUUGCCGUUGGAGGACGCUGUAAGUGCAAUGGACAUGCAUCGCGUUGUGUUCUUGGGCGUGAGGAAGAGUUAACGUGUGACUGCAAGCACAAUACGGCCGGACGGGACUGCGAACGGUGCAAGGCGUUUCACUUUGAUCGGCCUUGGGGACGAGCUAAUGCGAGGGAGUCCAACGAGUGUAAAAUCUGCAACUGCAAUGGACACGCGCGCCGCUGCCGCUUCAACAUGGAACUGUUUAAGAUGUCCGGCCGGAUUUCGGGUGGUGUGUGCCUGAACUGUCGGCACGCGACCACCGGACGGCACUGCCACUAUUGCCGCGAGGGAUACUACCGGGAUGCGACGAAACCGAUCACCCACCGGAAGGUGUGCAAACCAUGCGACUGUCAUCCGAUCGGUUCAUCCGGCAAAACUUGCAACCAUACAACAGGACAGUGCCCCUGUAAGGAUGGGGUUACGGGAUUAACCUGCAAUCGCUGCGCCCGUGGUUACCAGCAGAGUCGGUCGCACAUUGCUCCCUGCAUAAAGAUCCCACGCGUCAUCAGCAUCGUUCAUCCCCAGAACACGGCACCCGAUCCGCAGCGACAUGAUCCGGAGGCGCCUUCCUAUCGGACGGACGCCGGAAGGGAAUGCGGAAAGUGCAAGAUCGGCACCAAACGGCUAAAUCUAAACAAGUUCUGCAAAAGAGAUUACGUAAUAAUGGCGAAAGUGAUAGCAAAGGACACGAAGACCGACAACGGAAACCUAAAAAACACCGCCAAUCAAAACAACAGCGACGUGGCCAAGUUCACACUAAGCGUCCAAAAGGUGUUCAAAAAGAGUCCCAGCCCAAGCAGCCCCCUGGCGGUAGCACUGAGAAGGUCCAGCCACAUAGCACUCGUCGUGGACGUCAAAGAUCUCGAGUGUCGCUGCCCGCGAGUCAAAGUCAAUAGAUCCUAUCUGAUCCUCGGACGGGAUACCGAGGGACCACCAGGAGCGCUUGGUAUCGGACCUCGAUCGAUCGUCAUCGAAUGGCGCGACGAAUGGCAUCGACGGUUAAGGAAGUUUCAACGACAAGCUGCACGCACAUGCCACUGAUCAGUCUCGGUUCGGUUCGACUGGCAACAACGAGAUUUUGUAACAAUAGCCGAUUAAGAUAUAUAUUUAUUGAUUAAAGUCAUAAAUUAUCGCUAAAUUAUUGUAUGAUCGGUUCGAUCAUUCUGGGAUUGAAGACGCUACCGUUUGCAUGAUACAGUGGGGCAAUCCAUCGCGCAAUGCUAAUAACAGUCGGGUUUCCUCGUAUAGAUUUAUGACAAGACGUACGCAAGAUUUAUGCAUUAACUCUGUUUUCCGACGUGAUACAUACCUUCAUGCAUAUUUUCAUAUCCCAAGAACAGUCCAGUCUAGCUAUAUGCAGCACCACAAGCAAUCAUGACGUUGUAAAUCUACACAUCUAUGCAUGUAUAUCUUUGCAAAUCGUUACUCCUACCAGUAGAUGUAAGUUAGUACCCUAUAUCAUUGCAUAUUUAUGUAAUUUGUUGAUCGUUGAAAGUUCCUUAGAUCGUAGAUGCUACUCUAGCUCCUAUUCCUGACUCAAGUGUCGCCAUAUCAAAGCAGUAUUUUAAACAGUUAUGUAAUUCGUGUGAUCAUCAAACCUACUUAAAAAUGAACUCAACUGGUGAGACAAACUAACUGGUAGAAACCACAUGUGACGAAAAUAAAUAAUUUUGAGCUGA
This is a messenger RNA of Topomyia yanbarensis, 3601 nucleotides long. RefSeq names its product netrin-B-like. Gene Ontology annotation, molecular function: protein binding. The record is from RefSeq and is a predicted model, not a curated record. The transcript has 7 exons. Bases 927 to 2963 code for a protein of 678 amino acids. Lineage: Eukaryota; Metazoa; Arthropoda; Insecta; Diptera; Culicidae.